Messenger RNA from Seriola aureovittata, 6485 nucleotides. RefSeq names its product sema domain, immunoglobulin domain (Ig), transmembrane domain (TM) and short cytoplasmic domain, (semaphorin) 4C (gene sema4c). Bases 942 to 3548 code for a protein of 868 amino acids. Gene Ontology annotation, biological process: negative chemotaxis; semaphorin-plexin signaling pathway; neural crest cell migration. Gene Ontology annotation, molecular function: semaphorin receptor binding; chemorepellent activity. The transcript has 17 exons. The record is from RefSeq and is a predicted model, not a curated record. NCBI's taxonomy places the organism in Eukaryota, Metazoa, Chordata, Actinopteri, Carangiformes, Carangidae.
CACAUACACUCACACUCACACACACACACACGCACACACACACACAUCAGUCGAGAUUGGCACAGAGACGCAGCGCCACGACCACUCCGAUCAGUCUGUUGGGUACGGGCUGCUGAAACUUGUGCGCAGAGACAGAGAGGCGGAAAGAUCCAUCCAGCUCGUCCUAGAUAGUGGAUAGUGGAUAGAGGAUUUUUUUUCUUUCUCUCCCUUUUCCCCUUUUCCCCUCCUCCUCCUCCUCCUCCUCUGGUUUCGCGUUACAAAGCCUUGGGAGGGAGUUGCGCGGAGAGCCAGUCUCUCUGUGUAGAAACUGAAUGACAGGAUCAUAUGGCUCGAUUUGCUUUAGAGUCGAAACAUUUAAAAUAAUAGAGGAAGGAAGGGGAGAGAAGUGAGAGACCGUGGGUGAAUUCGUCAGAAAAUUGAUGAGGAUGUGGAAUAAUUCAUAACUCCGAUUCAAAAACAAACCCGAGAUAACGGAGAAAGAAGAGAGAGGGGAGGAAAGGAUACUGGAUCUGUCGUCAGAGGAAAGACGGAGAGGAAAGCGCAGGACGCGUUGCCUGUAAUCAUCACCACCAUCACCGUAAUCAUAAGCCCAAUGUGACCUUCAUCUGGGUUGCGUGUGUCUACUCAACAUUCACGAAGAAGACAGAAGAAGAAAAAAAACUGAAGGGGAGAUUAAGAAGAAAGCACAAAGACGCGUGAGGGAGGAGAAGAAAAACAAGUAAGAAAGUAAAAACAGAACAAAGGGUGGAGAAGAAAAACAGAGCAGCAUCUUUUCUGCCUCCUCUGAAACCUUCCUCGGCAAACAGCACGACUGGCAGAGUGAAUCAGAGGAGGAGAAGAGGAAAGAAAGGGAGAGGCUGCGAGAAGCCGGCUGCCCCCUUCGAGUCCCUCUGAUCAACUGAUUGAUCCCUGGAUCCGUUGCUCAACGCCAGCUCUGACAAAUGGGAUCUGACAUGGGAGCCAUGGGCGGGACAAAGGUCUUGCUCCUGGUGAUUCUGGUUGGAUGGGAGAAGUCACUGGGCCUCAACUGGAACCCAAUCCCACGCAAAACUAUUCGAUACCAGGAUGUGUUGGACAGCAUGGCGAGGUUCAGCGUUCAGGGGGUGUUCAACUACAGCAUGCUGACUCUGUCUGACCACGAGAGGGUUUUGUAUGUCGGAGCACGGGAGACGCUGUUCGCCCUGGACCCCAACGACAUCAGCAGACAGCUCCGACCACAGAUUGACUGGCCCGCCCCGCAGGAUAAGAAGAGAGAGUGUGUCGCUAAGGGGAAGAACAACCAGACCGAGUGCUUCAACUACAUCCGCUUCCUGCAGAGCUACGACCACACGCUCCUCUACACCUGCGGCACUUACGCCUUCCAGCCCAAAUGCGCCUACGUGAAUGCAGACUAUUUUACCCUCAACACUGCAGCCCUGGAAGAUGGGAAGGGCAAAUGCCCAUAUGACCCUGCCAAGGGGCACACUGGCCUGAUAGUGGAUAAGGAGCUAUACUCAGCGACACUUAACAACUUCCUGGGUACAGAGCCAGUCAUUCUGAGGAACCUAGGCCAACAGCAGUACAGCAUGAAGAGCGAAUACCUGCCUGCCUGGCUCAAUGAGCCGGACUUUGUGGGUUCAGCCCUGGUGAGGGAGAGCAGCGGCAGCAAGGAGGGGGACGACGACAAGAUUUACUUCUUCUUCAGUGAGCGAGCGUUGGAGCUGGACUGUGACACGGAGCUCACUGUGGCCAGAGUGGCCCGCGUCUGCAAGGGGGAUCUGGGUGGUACCAGGACCCUGCAGAAGAAGUGGACCACCUUCCAGAAGGCUCGGCUGGAGUGCUCCCUCCCCGAGCGUUACGUCUCCUUCAACAACCUGAGGGCCAUCUUCACGCUGCCCGGGCAGGACUGGCGCAGCACCACCUUCUACGGCAUCUUCCACGCCCAGUGGGGUGACGUGGAUGUGUCGGCUGUGUGCCAGUACCUGAUUGGUGAUGUGAAGGAGGUGUUUGAAAGAUCCUACAAGGAGUACAGGGAGGCGUCUCAGAGGUGGGGACGCUACAGCGGUCCUGUCCCCGUCCCACGGCCUGGAUCGUGUAUAACUAACUCAGACAGGGAGAACGGCUACAACAGCUCUCUGCAGCUGCCUGACGCCACGCUCAACUUUGCCAAGAAGCACCCACUGAUGGAGGACAAAGCUCUGGCUCGCCCCCUGCUGCUCACCAAGGGCGUCAACUUCACCAGGCUGGCAGUGGAUCGGGUCAGCGCCUUGGACCAGCGGGCGUACAACAUGCUCUUCAUCGGCACAGCGGAGGGCUGGCUGCAGAGAGUGGUGAUCCUCAACUCCGAGGCCCACGUGAUAGAGGAGAUCCAGCUGUUUGAGACGCCCCAGCCAGUGGACAGCCUGACCAUCUCCCACUCCAAGAAGUACUUGUACAUUGGCUCUCGUUCAGAAGUUCUCCAGCUGCCCUUGGCUAACUGCAGCCGCUAUCAGUCUCAGCCAGACUGCCUGCUUGCCCGGGACCCCUACUGCGCUUGGGACAGCGAGGGUCGGGCCUGCGUCCGCAUCGACCUCCACCGCGGGUCCACCUCCUCCCUGUCACAGGACCUCAUGCUGGAAAGGUUCAGCCGAGGAAAAGCCAAGUUCGAUAAGCCUGUCUCCAUCCCGAGCCCUGAGCACUCCCGUCUGAGGAACGUAACGGUGGUCGUGGGGUCUGACAUGGUGCUGCCUUGCCAGCUGGUCUCCAACCUGGCUCAGCCCUGCUGGGUUCUCAAUGACCGUGAGCUCCAGCUGGGAGACCCCGAGGCCGGAGGGCCACGCUUUGAUCGGACCCUCAAAGCCCUCGUCGUCCCCGAAGCAGGCCAGAUGCAAGCCGGCCGCUACAUCUGCUACUCUGAGGAGCAGGGGGUCAAGUUUCAGACGGAGCGCUACCAGGUGGCCGUGGUAGCCAGCGCUCCGGUCUUCAUGGAGGCCCGAGCUCCAGACAGCAGCAUGGGGCUGUUCUGGGUGCUGGUCAUCACCCUCGGGGCGGCGUGCCUGCUGCUCCUUGUAGCAGCUCUUUACCUGCGCAGGAGGCUGAAGCUGGCGCUCGGAAAGGGAGCCGACAUGAAGCCUCUUGAGAGCACCCUGGUGUACCCCAUCACUCUGCCCAAGGAGCCACCCACCUUCGUGCCCAGCAAAAUGCCCAGCGACGAGGACCGCUUCUGGGAAACAGGCGCCAACUACUACUACUCAGACGGAUCACUGAAGAUCGUUCCCGGCCACGCCCUGGGACCCACUAGCGUCAGCAGCACGGCGUCUCCCAGCGCCAUUCCCGGCCAGCCCAUCCACUCCCCCAGCCGUCUCAGCCUUACCAACAUCCGAGGCUCCGGUAGCAACGGCUACAUCCGCCUCAACCUGAGCACAGCAGGGGAGGAGAGGGCUAGCGGUGCUGGCGCUGGGGGCGGCGGGCUGGGUGGCCUCGGCAUGAGCGGGAACGACUACUCCAGUCCCUUCAAGGAAGAGCUGAGACGCACUCUGCAGCAGAGAAGCGUGCUGCCCGACGCCAACCCAGAGGAGUCGUCCGUCUAGGCCUGUCCUCCUCCGUCUCCAUUCCCUGAGUUGGAAAAACAAAAACAACCAACCUACCUCCCUCCUCGUGAGGAUGCCUGCUCUCUCUCUCUCUUUCAGUGACAAGCUGUCAUUCCCCAUGUUGUCUCUCUCUCGCUCUGCCAAUGCCUGUUUGGCUCACUGUAGACAUUUAUAGCACACAGCAUGUUAAAUAUACACACUCAUACACCGCGUUCGCCAACAUGCGCUCCUGUAAUUAUUGUGUUCUGGGCAACGUCGCCACUUGUGUAAAUUGUGUAUUUAAUAAGGCUGAACGCAGAGAACACCUCAAGUAUGGAAAUCAAACACAGAGCGUUUACUGAAGGGCACGUUUCUUUUUACGUUGAGUGGAACAAGCGAGGCUUUUAGCCCCUGUGCUGAAACCAUUUGAGGAACAGCAAGUGCAACGUACCGGACAUAUUGAACUGAUUCUCUGUCCCUCUUUUCCUUUGAGACUUUUUUCAGCUUACUGCACUUAAAAAAACUGGAAGCGCGUCUUCCGUUUUUGUAUUUGUGAGCCAUGAGUGUGAGAGCGGUAUAAAAAAGACUAAUUAAUCUCAAAGCAAGACGACAAUCACGUCCCUUUAGCAGGAGCUCUCUGGGACAGAGAGGGGAGGAGAGAGAGCGAGAGACAAAGAGAGAGGAAAUUAAAUGGAAAAUGAAGUGAAUUGAAGUGAAAGGCGCAAUGGGGUUUUUCGAAUGAAGGACAAUCUCUCAAGACUUUCUCUGCUCAAUUUGUAUUUUUUUCCCCCACAUUGUAUUUACCCACGGAGAAAGUCCUCGAUCCCUUCCACUUUAAUUUGUUGUGAUGGUUGGUUUGUUAAGACUUUUCUCGUUGUUCUUUUCUUGACGUUGUUUUUCUAUGUCUUACGGACUACAGCAGUGUUCAAGCGGUUGUCAAGUGACUCACGGCUCACCUCUGUGAAUGACAAUGUGAGGGCGAGCAAGCCUACACGGCUCGUUCAGCCCUGCACGGUGACCUUCAAACGCACGUUCGAGUCCAAUAUACUACAAGUGCACUCCACAUUACAUUAACACGGUGUAGAACAGAUAUGUGUUUCGGUUGGGCUCUGUUGGACGUUGGACUCAUCUCCUUAGAAAACAAAAGGCUGUUUGCAUUCAGCUCUUUGCAGCAGAACAAUAAUUGCACACUUAAUUCCAAAUUGAAGUUGACAUGAAGACAUUAGGCAUGGAGAAUGUAGUUGAACCCUCACUGUUGCGACCGCUUUGGAUGUCUCAAUAAGUGCUUUAUAUCUUAUGUGUUUGGUGAGGGCGGUAACUUGCACUGACAAGACAGAAACUACCCCUCCCACGCACACACGCACACACACACACACACACACACACACACACACACACACACACACACACAUUCACACACGCUCGCGGUCCUUUGAAUGCCGACCAUCCUGGACUAGAGUGUGUUUGUGACGCACCCUUAAACCCCCAUGAAACCCCUCCCUCUUACCGAUGCCCAGAGACUGACCCAGGGCUACUGUGGACUCAUACAGAGGAAGAGCACUGUAAAACACACCAACACAAAAAGAACAUACCCACAAUGUUGAUGGAUGAAUGGACAGACAGACAGACUGAUUGUUGCUGUGCUGAAAAACUACCGGCUGCAGGCGGGAAGCAGCCAUGAACCAGUGACAGUGGUGGCUUUUGUUUUUUGGGACGUGUCUGUUGGGACCAGAGGAGCACAGCAAGAAGGAAGGAGAGGACAGAAUGCUUUGUUUUGCCUCACUGUGUACAGAUCGCUGAGAGAGAUGUAGAAUAUCAAAUAUGAUCCCAACGUUGAAGAGGUACUCAGCCAUCAGCACUCCAUCCUAGUGUUGCAUGAUCCUCUGCAAGUGGACUGUACAUCUUUGAUAUGAUCAUCCCUGUACAAGUGCAUCAUUUUGAUCGAUCGUUUUUGGACUUUUACAGACACUAAUAUUGUGGAAAACUAAUGCUCUCUUUGGAAAAAAAAAAACACGACUAAAUAUGUCUGAUUUUAUGGUUCAAGGAUUGUACAGGAAUUCAUGGCUGCAUUUCAACAUGUUUACUUUUUCUGUGCCUCUUCACCUUUUGAAUAAGCCAAAGUAGACUGCAGUUGCUUUUGUUCUUUUUGAAAAUACUUAAAUUAAUUUCAUUUGAUUCCAGAUCGAUAUUUAAAUCUCAGCAGUCCGUCCUCUUUCCGACACUGAGCUGAUGUCUGCACCGUUUCUGCAUAUUUAAUCUGCAGCUAAAUUUUUCCCUCAAGCAAAACGCAGAAAAGGCUCGAUGCUGAUGGACUUCCUGUUUGCUUCCUGUUUACAUGUCAGUCGUGAUCUGCUGGAUCCAAUUCUUUAUGCCCUCACUUUAUCAAAGGCUGAACGAUGUACCAAAACAUUACCCAUUAUUUAAUUUGUCAGCUCCUGAAAAACCAAAUAAGUAGCUGCUGAUCGGGACUAAAAUCUGCCCUCUUUGUAGUAUUAAUUUCCCUGAAGCAGAAUGCUAAAAACACAUUCGCUCUUUACACUGGUACUUGGUUAUGUCUUAAUAUAUUUCCCUUUUACAAUCAGGCUUUAACUUUAAUAUAACAUGUUGCAAAAACUAAAAAGAUAAAGAAAAACACAUCUCAAACUUGAAAAAAAAUGCAUGUGUGAUGCACUUUAUGUGCAUUUUCCUCGUACACAUUUGUUUGCUUGUAAUAUUUUCUCUCACACGAGGCUUAAAGUUCUGCUGUUUUUCUCACAUUAAUAUUUGUAUUAUUCUAUUAUCACCCCAAUUUUAUUUUGGCCCCAUUUUUGCUCGUCUGUAAUUGAUCUUUUAUGUUUGUUUUUAAAAUAUGUUAAGUAACUUAUUUCACUUGUACAAACAUGUUGAUAUUUAUUAUCAUUGUACAUAUGUCCUUAUUUUUUAUAAGUGUAUAUAUACACAAAUAAAAAUAGAGAUAUA